Nezara viridula (southern green stink bug) is the source of this 1534-nucleotide messenger RNA. The record is from the annotation of a GenBank genome assembly. NCBI's taxonomy places the organism in Eukaryota, Metazoa, Arthropoda, Insecta, Hemiptera, Pentatomidae.
GAAAAAUGCCUCUAAAAAUACUGUAGAACUUUGCAAUAAUUUUUAAUAAAUAUUGCAAUAUUUCACAAAUUUUUGCAAUAUUACAACAUCCAGUACCAAGAACAAAGAACUCGGAGAGAGGUAAAUAAUUUCUAACAACAUAGCGAGGUCACAAGCUUUUGCGCAACAUCCGACCGUGCGGUCGGCCGCGCAUGCGCUGUAGUCUUCGACCGCACUUUCUCACCGCUGCGGUCGGCAGUUCUGGCAGCAGCACGAUCCGAAGAGGACAGGAGACACUCCAGGAAAUUUCUCCACUUAGAGCCAUGCAUAUUCACAAAAUGUUCAAGAGGAUGCACAAGAAACAUGGGGGGCCUCCUCCUCCCGGAAUGUUUCAUGGGAUGCAUGGAAUGUGGCACCACAUGAUGCCUAAACCACACGAAAUGUGGCACCACACGAUGCCCAAGUCACAGGAAAUGUGGCCACCGCAUAAGUCCCCCAGAAUGGGGCAUCCCAUGAGGCAUCCUCUAAUGUUUCACAAAAUGCACCAUAAGAUGCAUAAAAAGUAUCAUAAGAAACAUCAUGAGCGCCCUUCCUCCUCUUCCUCUUCAAGCUCCAGCGAAAGCGAAGAUGAAUCUCUAGCCGAUGGAAUCGAUAAAGUCCAAAUCGGCGAGGAACAGCAGUGUAAAGAGAAUUCUGGAAAUGAAAAUCCAGCACCUCCUGGUGAUGGUGCAGAUGUAUGCAAGGGAAGAUUUAAAUGUAAAAAGGAUAAACGUUUUAAAUCUAAGGAUAAGAAAGAUAAAUGCAAAUAUUGUUUUAAACGGAUGCAAAAGGAUGGUUUCAAUCCAUGUUGGAUGCAAUGCGCUUUUAUGAGCGAACCACCUUGUAGGGACCCAAGGUACAAUAAAGGAAUAUUUAACCUACCACCACCAGAAACUAGCUCCAAUACAGAAGAAGGUAGGGCAGAAACUGAACACAAUGCACCUGAAGAUGCUACUCGUCAGGUACAAUUUGAGGAACAAACUGGUCCUGAUAAAACAAGAAUUGCUGGUCAACGUUCACUAAGACGUGGUCAGAGACGUGGAGAUAGUAUUGAUUAUUUUAUGCAAAGUAUUGCUGAACAAAUUAAGAAAUUACCCGAAGCUAAGAUUGCAGAGGCGAAAUUGAAAAUAUUAGAAGUAGUGAAUGAAAUGCAACUAGAUACAGCUCCAGAACAAUCUACUGCAGCUGAAGCUAUGGUUUUGGAAAAUCAACAGUCCCAAGAACAUCCAGAAUCGCAAUCUGUAUCUUAAUUUAUCAAUUAAAGAUGGUUUUAUCUAGCUUUAGUGCUAUAAUUGGUUGCUGGGAUCAUUAUUAUUCACUGAGAAAUAAAAUUUAUUUCAUUUUAAAUUAUUUAUAGUAAUAUAACAUUUGAUAGAAGUAUUUAUACCAAAUUCUGUUUAUAUCUUAUGUAAUGAAGAAAUACAUAUAAGUAUUUACAUCACGAUGUGUUUUUUGUUUUUAUUCCUAUCUUCCUGUCACUUAUUCACUGGAUAGUUAUAUUUUAGGAACUUAAAAA